UGGCAGUGUGGGGAUAGGGUGCCAUUUCCACUAUAACAAACAACCACGACGAUAAACGAAAUGGUGUAGUGGACUUCCAGUAAAUGCAUGUCAAACAAAACUUUUUAUUCAAAAACAAACACGGCAUCGCUAGUAAUUCAUAGAACAAUUCAGCGUUUAUCGUGCUUGUCUGUCGUAAAUUAAGUACAUACACUUCAUUGUCUCCGUGCUCGUUCUGAAAUACCACCACCAUCGAUCAACGUAUUUUCCAUAUACUGGUAACAGUGAUAUUUUAGUUGCAGUCAAUUGAUUAGCAAAUUGAAUCGUACUAGGACUACUACACUCUUUCUUUCUUCGUGUGAUCGGAAUGUUAUUUGGUGUGACAUUGGACAGCAAUGAAAAUUGAAGAAUUAAUUAUUGACGGUUUCAAGUCGUACGCCGUUCGAACCGUAAUCUCAGGAUGGGACAGCCAAUUUAAUGCGAUUACGGGUCUUAAUGGAUCCGGCAAAAGUAAUAUUCUGGAUGCAAUCUGUUUUGUGUUAGGAAUUACCAAUAUGCACACAGUCCGGGCACAGAACUUGCAGGACCUUAUAUAUAAGCGUGGUCAGGCCGGCAUUACCAGGGCGAGUGUCACCAUUGUUUUCGAUAAUCGGGACACUUCAAAAUCUCCUAUUGGCUUUGAGAUGUAUCCUCAAGUGAGUGUUACUCGUCAGAUUCUUAUGGGAGGAACGAGUAAGUAUCUUAUUAAUGGACAUCGGGCUUUACAACAAACUGUUCAAAAUCUCUUUCAAUCCGUGCAGCUGAAUAUCAACAACCCCAACUUUCUGAUUAUGCAAGGCCGUAUCACUAAAGUGCUAAACAUGCGUCCAACAGAAAUUCUCGCUAUGAUAGAAGAGGCGGCAGGCACACGAAUGUUCGAGGAGCGAAAGGAAAAAGCUUUUCGUACGAUGCAGCGAAAGGAACACAAAGUUGAUGAAAUCAAUACUUUGCUUCGUGAGGAAAUCGAACCCAAACUGUCAAAGCUUCGUGCAGAAAAGAAAACAUUUCUUGAAUAUCAACACGUGUAUAACGAUCUUGAAAGACUAAGCCGUUUGAUUGUUGCUUAUGACUACACUAAUUUGCAAAACAAGAUGCAGUCCCUAUCUGCUUCCCAGGAAAAGCGUGAAACUGCUUUUCAGCAAGAGGAAAUUAAGAUCAAUAACCUCCAACAGGAAAUUCAUGAUUUGAAAGAGAAAAUUACCGAGCUUGAUGACAAUAAAGAAAGCGAACUCCGCCUAACUGGUGGUAUUAUGAAGAUGGAGUCUCUCUUAGACGAGAUUCUACAGGAUGUUGCACGUAUUUCCGCAUCCAUUAAAAUGAAGCAGACGUCCUAUGAAGAGGAAACGAAUUCACUGGCACAGCUUCAAACAGAAUCUCACCAUUUAAGCAAAAAUCUUGCGGAAGUUCGGGAAAAGCACUCAACUGCACUCGAGGAGUAUAAUCAGAAAAAGCGUGCAUUCGAAAAAUUACAAGCUAAGACUUCCUCCCAAGAAGAAUUGGUUUCUUCGCUUACCACUGGUCUUUCAUCAAAAGAGGGUCAAGAAUUUGGCUAUGCUAGACAGUUGGAAGAGUCGCGAACACAACUGAACUCACUGGUUGCACAACGUGAAACCGCUCGUUUGAAGUUUAAUGAAGCCAAGACAACUAUGUCAUCCUUAGCACCCAAAUUGGAUGGAGCAAAAGAGGCACUGGCUGCUAUCCACGAUAGAAUCACGGCUGAAGAAAGAGAAGUGGAACAACUUCGAUCUCAGUUAUCCAACAACGGUUUGGAUCAAAACAACGUAGAAACAAAACGGCGUGAAUUUGACGCGUUACAACGAGAUAUACAACACGCAAAUAAUGAGCUUGAAGGUUUAAGGGGGAAACUUGCACAUCUCGAAUUUCAUUACGCCGAUCCUGUUCCAAAUUUUGAUCGCUCAAAAGUGCGUGGACUUGUUGCACAACUUUUCACUUUAGGCGAACAUAAUUAUGACAAAGCUACUGCUCUAGAGGUUGCUGCUGGCGGUCGCUUAUUUAACGUCGUUGUUGAAAACGAGCAAGUCGGCACGCAACUGUUGCGAAACGGUAGGUUGCGCAAGCGUGUCACGAUCAUUCCAUUAAACAAAAUCUCUUCCUUCGUUGCAGCAGCAGAGAAGGUGAGCACCGCGAAAAGAUUGACCCCAGAUAAAGUACAUUUGGCUCUGGAACUCAUUGGUUUUGAAGAGGAACUACUUCCGGCAAUGCGUUAUGUUUUUGGGUCAACGUUAAUCUGUGAUGGUCCUGAAACAGCGAAGACAGUUACGUUUAAUCCGUCUGUACAUCUUAAAAGUGUCACUUAUGAUGGUGAUGUUUAUGACCCCUCUGGUUUUCUGACUGGUGGUUCCUCUACCAAUUCAUCUGGUCUUCUAAAGCAAAUUCAACGUUACAAUGAGUUAACAAAAUUCGUUCAUGAAAAGUCAAAGAUUGCCAAUUCUCUUCUCGAUGAAAUCCGACGCGAAGAUGCCUCAAGCAGGCAGUAUAAUAAUUUUCAAAAAGAACUCGUUCUACGGGAACAUCAGCUGGAAUUGUCUAAAGAACAAUUGAAGACAGAUUCUUCUGUGCGGUUAUUAGAGACGUACAAAAAUGCUGAGGAACAACAUCAAUCUUUAAAGCUUGAUAUCGAUCGUUUAAAUGUUGAAAUUAACGAGCAAGAGGUUGCUGUUAAAAAAAUUGAGGAGGACAUGGAAGGUUUAAAAACAAACAGAGGUUCGAAAAUCAAGGAAUUGGAGCAAGAAUUACUUGCUUAUAAGCAGUCAAUGAACACGAUGUCCUCUGAACUAAAAAUUACCCAAAAGAACUAUCAAAAGUAUCAACUAAGUCUUGAACAAAUCGAGGCUGAACUUGACAAGAAUAACCAAAAACGAUCAGAUUUAGAACAAAAUGUGGAUCGUUUACGCUCCGAAUUGUCGCAAGCUAACGACAGUUUGGGAGAGCUUGAAGGAAAAAAGGAGCGGCUCCUUGUUUCUAUAACAAAAGAGAAAGAGAAAUUUGCAAUGAUGGAUCAACGCACUCGUGAUAUGCAACAGCUGGUAAAGGAGAAAACAGAAAUUAUCAAUGCAUUACGUCUAAAGCUUCAGCAAAUGCAAUACGAAAAUGAACGACUGGAGCGUGAGCGUGGUGUUGCUAAAGUGGCUUUAGAACAGUUAUUGCGCGAUAAUGACUGGAUUGAAGAUCAAAAACAGUACUUUGGAAGGGCUGAUACAGUGUUUGAUUUUACUAAUCAGAAUAUAAAACAAUCACGCUCGCAAUUACAGUCUCUUAAAGAGCGGCAUAGCGCCAUGCGGAAAACGGUGAACUCUAAAGUAAUGAACAUGAUUGAUGGAGUUGAGAAGAAAGAAGAAAGACUCCGCACAAUGAUCCGCACAAUUCAUCGUGAUAAAUUAAAAAUUCAGGAAACCGUGAAAAGCUUAGAUCAAUUCAAACGAAGUGCGCUAGAAAAAACGUGGACUGAAGUUAAUAGUUCCUUUGGUGAUAUUUUUGACGAGUUGCUUCCUGGCAACACCGCGAAAUUAUUGCCCCCCGAAGGAAAGGAUAUCACGCAAGGACUAGAAAUUCAUGUUCGGAUUGGUUCUAUCUGGAAAAGCAGUUUAGCUGAACUCAGCGGUGGUCAAAGGUCUCUCGUCGCGUUAGCAUUAAUUAUGUCUUUACUUCGUUAUAAACCUGCACCAAUGUAUAUCCUGGAUGAGGUGGAUGCAGCUUUGGAUCUAAGUCACACCCAAAACAUUGGAAGUUUGAUUAAGUCGAAAUUCAGAGGUUCACAAUUUAUUGUUGUCAGUUUAAAAGAAGGCAUGUUCACUAACGCCAAUCGUUUAUUCCAUGUCCGUUUCUUAGAUGGUUCUUCAGUUGUACAAGCAAAAUAAUACCCUACUACAUGACUUGAGUCAAAAUUGUAAUUAAUAGUUUGUAAUUUACUCUCAAUUCAGUACGUCUUCAUUUGAAUUUAUGUAAACGUGUGGCGUUUAUGAAAAUAACUGAUACUUUACAGUCGUUAUAGUGAAGACAACAUGCGUUUUGUCCCAGUCCUUUUUAUCUACAUCGUUAUGCCUAAAUGGGUUAUCAGAAAAGCUAUAUUAAAAGUGUUAACAUUUUAUUUUUCUCAAAUAGCUAUAUGAAUGGGCAAAAGUGAACCGUAUGCCGUAUGACAAGGAUUAAACGGAGCCUUUACGUGUACAGAAAUUCACACAUAAAUUGAAUGCAUCUACGAUGUCAGACACUCGAUUCCCGCGGACUAUCUAUGUAAUUUUGAAACCAGUCCGUUUUCGAGUUUCCUGGCAAAGCAGAAGCAAAACACCAGCUUAUGCGCUUACAAAGAAAACAGUCAUAAGAAACGAAAUCUCAAACCUUAGGAAAUGUGGAUGUGAUAGUCUAUAGUGACAUUUUACGGAAUUGUGAAGUGGUAAUGAAUUCCCCAAAACCAAAAAAAAAGCGAAGAAAAAACCAGUGAGGCUCGGCGAAACAACGUAAUGUGCAAUACGAAGCUAUAUCACAACAUUAUGCAAAUGUAGUUCACUCAAAGCAUUAUGCGGGAAAAAAAACAAUUUCCGCUGCGCGUCACUCGCAAGUGUCAGAGUAGCGCGACAUUAAAAAGUGAUUUUAUGGCAUACCUUUUAUAGAAACGACCAAAUAGAUAACCGCACAUACUUGAACAAAAGCAAGAAACAAACUUGCGGAGUAAUCAUAACAAUUUCGUAUACGAAGGUUUAAAUCAGUCACUUACUGCUGUAGCGAAGCCUUCACUUCAGCUGCUGUGAAAGCUUCACCCUUGCGUUGCAGAUUAUCAAGGCAUGAUGUACGAAUACCACGAUUGGCAACACCACCAAUACCAAACGCAGGAAGGAUACGAAGCAUACGAGCAAAGAUACUUUUCAUCAGGUUUUUACGAACCUCAAGCAUUCUUGCCGUCAAGUUCAGAUUUUCUGGGCGGUUGUAGAUAUCGAGGGACAAGAGAUGAAGAGGAGUACUGACAAACUGAACAGCACAUGGAGUCAACAUUUGAGCAGUGACUAAUCCACCUGGCAAGUAGGGAGCAAUAAGAGGAGGGAGAUUGAAAGAACAAGCAACAGUCAACGCAUCACGUAGACCGUAGAGAGCAUAGCAUUUUCCGGGAAGUGCAUGGGGUGUACCCUUUCCCCAGAACUUUGUGAAGAAACUGUCCUUCAGAAUACUCAGACCACUGUUCGUGGCGGUAACUGUUGAAAACUUCACAAAGCCGCCGGUCUCCACCUUAUACACAGGAUUCCUCGUCUUGAUGUUCUCAUAUGUAUCAAGGGAAUUAGCGGCAAUGUAAGUUCCAAAAUACAAGCUGAAAACAAGAGCGUAAGGCGCACUGCAGAUGAAAGAAACUGGGCGACGAAGUAUCUGCGCGACCGAGUGACCGAUGGAACGUAGCAGAGUGCUCCGACCACUUGUAUUUUCAACAAUAGAACGAUCAAUGGUAAGAAUGAAGGGUGUGAUCAUAGCACUAGCAGCACCUGCAGCCAGUACAUCAAUACCGAAACGCUUGGUCGUCUCCUUUUUUGGACGACGUUCAUUGGAAGCAACGAGAGCAACGGCAGACAUGGCGAAAACGAAAGAGAAAGAAAUAUGACUUAAAAAUUGGGAAAAAAUCGAAGCAAAGCACUUGAGAGCCAGAUACUGGACGAUGUAGCUUCACCUUUAACAGAGAUUCUGUGUGCAAAGAGAGGAAGGGUGAGAAUGGAAUUGCCAAACACCAACUUAUAAAUAACGAACUGAAAAACAAGCCAAAAAGGGUGAUAGUCUUACUCCGUGGAUUUGAGAGGGGAAAGACCUAAUUAAACAGGUGGUAGAGACGCAAUAUGUGCAGUGAAAGUAGAGCAAUUAGAAAGUCCGGCUUUUUACCGAUAACGCGGGAAAUACGACUAACCUCUAAUACGUCUGGCGUAUGGGGAAGAUUGGUAGACACUUCAAACGAAGAUUGAGAAACAAACGAAAGGAACAAAAAAAAAAGGAGAACACGGGAGAGUGUGAUAACAAAAGACUCUGUACACCUUAAUUCAAGUAUAUGUCUUUGCCGAUUCUGAGUCGGGUUUUGAUAUCAAAUAUCUCUGCGAGACGUAAACUUCGUCUCGUACUAUCACAAAUCAGACGUCCUUAAUUCGACGACCAAGUAGCUUUCACCGAAAGUUCAGCGAGUCGCGUGCAGGUAAUUGAUAGGUACAAACAAUAGCUAGCGAGUCGACCGACGGACGAGCCUUGCUAAAUAGUCUGUUUGGUCCUGAGUGUUUGU
Schizosaccharomyces japonicus yFS275 is the source of this 6283-nucleotide messenger RNA. Its product is annotated as condensin complex subunit Cut14. Bases 375 to 3896 code for a protein of 1173 amino acids. NCBI's taxonomy places the organism in Eukaryota, Fungi, Ascomycota, Schizosaccharomycetes, Schizosaccharomycetales, Schizosaccharomycetaceae. The record is from RefSeq and is a predicted model, not a curated record. The transcript has 3 exons. Gene Ontology annotation, molecular function: ATP binding; single-stranded DNA binding; double-stranded DNA binding. Gene Ontology annotation, biological process: chromatin organization; mitotic chromosome condensation; chromosome organization. Gene Ontology annotation, cellular component: chromatin; nucleolus; chromosome.